Molecule: messenger RNA, 5242 nt
Organism: Paramuricea clavata
Lineage: Eukaryota; Metazoa; Cnidaria; Anthozoa; Malacalcyonacea; Plexauridae
Source: the annotation of a GenBank genome assembly
GUUCUUUUAAUGUCUUUACAGAUGCUUAGUUAAUGAGCUUGAUGGGACAAAACAGAAAUUGCUUGAAACAUUAAAAGAUCAGGAAGGAAUGCAAAUGACACUAGACGAUGUUUGUAAAGAAAAAAAAUCGUUGGUGGAAGAAAAUGCUUCGAUCAAGAAGAAGGUAAAAGAAUAUAUAGCCUUGGCUUCAGAAAUGUUUACGGCAGAUAAUGAUGUCAUCUUGAAGGAAAAUUCAUCACUAAAAGAUAACUUUAAGGAACUAGAAUCUCUCAAAAGAAAUAUCGAGGCUUUGCAAAGUUCGUUACGUUUGGCUCAUGAAGAGAAAAUGUCUGCAAUGAAAGACAACAUAGCGAUGAAAGAACAAAUACGUGAGCUGGAACCUCUAGCAAAAGAAUCUACAAUACUUCAAGAUCACAUGACAGGUGUAAACGAGAAGCUACAAACUCUGAAAGAAGAAAACAUACUACUUGAAAAGCAAGCGCAACAAAUGAUUAGUUUGUCUGAAGAAAUGUCCGAUUUACGCAACGCCUUGUGUAUUUCUAAUGAAGAAAAGCAAUCUCUGCAAGAAAUAAAUUCUUCGCUAAAAGAUGAGCUUGCCAAACUUAAAGUAGAUUCGGGAGAAUAUAAAGUACUUGAAAAUCGUUUUGAAGGUAUGAAUGAGGAAACAUUGUUUCUGAAGAAAGAAAAUGCAGAUAUGAUAAAACAAACAGAAUUUCUUUCAAGUCAAUGUGUAAAUCUGCGUCAAUUAUUAGACGUAGUCAGUAAAGAUAAGCUCGCUCUUGAAGAAAGUAAUUCGUUCCUAAAAGAUGCUGUUGCUAAACCUAAGGCACUCUCAGAAGAACACAAAGUACUUAAGAGAGAUUUCAAUGUUCUAAAUGAAGAAAAAUUGUUGGUAGAGAAAGAAAACACAGAUUUGAAGGAGAAACUGAAAUACACGGAACAUCUCUUGGGUGAAUGUGCAGGUCAACGUCAAGUAUUAGAUGAGUCCAGUAAAGAGAAAGUGUCGAUCACAGAAAAGAACGCGUUAUUUACUGAAAAAGCGCAAAAUCAAGUAAUCCCACCAAUGAAAGCUCCUGAUAAUGGUAACGUUGUUAUCAUAGAAACGAAACUUCAAGCGUUGUUGAUGUCGAAGCUUGAUGAGAUCAUGAGCAAAUUGAAAGUGGCUUGUAAACAAGACAAACAUAUUUCUGUCGUUCGAGAGGAUGAUAUUAUCAACAUUGAGGGUGAGUGGCUUUUGCCCCCAUUAAAAAUUAAAUCGUUCUACGAUUGCUAAUUAUGCAGCUUUAAGUCAUAAUUAAGUUGUGCAAUUUUGAUAUCAAACAAACGUCAAGUGAUAUGGAGGAGCUACAAAUAAUAUUUUAUUCUAUAUCGUCUUAAAUCUUUCCAAUAACAACAUAUUAAAAUUGACGUAUGGAAUGGUCUCGCAUUUCGGUAAUAUUCGGUUGUUUAUUUUAAGGUUACGGAGACACGUUGCGCGCGUCAUUAAAAAAAGUUGAAGUUGAGGCCUGUGUAUUCAACCAAUUUACAUGUAGCUCAGGUAGCUAUAGGUUUUCUUUUUUCUUUUUAUGAUACAGUAUAUAACUUUUUUUUAAACGUCGAAUGGCAAUAAGUAAAAAAUGAAAAUGAAAUCAUAGCUACCGCACACACUUUUGUGCCCCUGGUUCUCGUGCGCCUUUUGUGAAAAAUUGAAGAAAAUUGGGCAAUACCUGAGCUUAAACAAAAAAUUUUGAAUCUAGCCUUUUGUCUGAAAAUUCAUUACGCAUAAACGAAGGCGUUAGGUUUCCGCGGAUUUUUCGAUUAUCAGAGCAAAUACACCACCCAUUUCCUCAUAACGACAGCAAGGUGACACCUUUUGAAAAUAAACUGAUUAUUUUCAUGGUAACCGUGCUUCAAUUAUAUUCGAUUAUAAACGGGGUAUACUGCAUAAUAGUAAGAGGCAUUUGACAAUCACCACAAAGUUUUACAUCCUACUUAAGGCAUUGAGGCCCGCACCGUGUGUCAUGACCACCAUGAUAUUUCAAACCAAGGGCUUACGACUUCUUCUGCUGUCAAUCAAAUUUUAAGCGUAAAUAUCUCGUUUUCACUUUAUCAAUAAUUAAUUUUCACCAUAUAAAAGAUCUUGGGUUUAAUAAUAAUUGGGUUUAAAAAUGAUGAUUUUUGCCCCUCUCAACGUUGUCUCGUAACCUUAAUUUGCCUACAUAUAUUGGAAUUCAACUUUAUAAUGUUUUAUAAGAGCAAAAGGAAAAUUGUUCAAAUAUGGUGUAAUCCAAAAAGACAAUAGUUUGUAAUUUAUAUUUUAAACUCAUUAAUAAUUCAUGAUAAAUUAGCCAACCAUAUUGCUUUAUUUUGCUCACAUGAUAAUAUUGGAUACCUCGUGCAGUAUAGAUCCAGUCCUAGGAUCAAAAUUGAUCCAGUCCUAUCAAAAUUGAUGCAGUCCUUUGACUGGAUAAAAAUUAAUUCACCUCACUUUAAUUAAGUAGUGAUUUAUUCGUAUGAGAUGUCAUUUCAAAUCCUCCAAUUUGGACUCGGCUUCACGUCGGACUUGAUGAAAUUGCGCAGACUUGAAAUACUACAUCUCAAACUCAAUAAUUCAUGAGUAAAUUAGGCAACCAUAUUGCUUUAUUUUGCAGUGAAGUAUAUUGGUACAGUCCUAGGAUUGGAUCAAAAUUCAUUCAGUCCUUGGAUUGGAUCAAAAUUAAUUCACCUCGCUUCAAGUAGUUAUUUAUUCGUACGAGAUGUCGUUUCCUCGGCUUCGCCUCGGGCGUGAUCAAAUUGCGCGGACUUGAAAUCCAGUACAGUCCUCAUAGUCGGAUUUGAAACAUUACAUAUAAUCUUGAAAGGUCUGUGCCAGUGUAGGUAGUGCCAACAAUGAAUGCUUCGGAUUAAUAGGGAUACAACUACCUGAAAGAAUAUAUAUAUAUAUAUAUAUAUAUAUAUAUAUAUAUAUAUAUAUAUAUAUAUAUAUAUAUAUAUAUAUAUAUAUAUAUAUAUAUAUAUAUAUGUAUAUAUGUAUAUAUAUAUACUCUUUUGCAUUACGUUAUAGUGAGUUAACUACACGUUUAGUGUCUGUUUUAUGUUUGGUAUUUCAGCCAAUUGAUUUCACAUUUAAAUUGAUUUAUUAGCUGACUUGGCAGAGUGUUAUGCGAAGAUUGCUGAUCAGUACACAAAACACAAACAGAAAAUAAACGAUCAUGAAAACUGUUUGGAAGUCGAACCAAGGAUCAAGGAACAACAAAGAGCCGCGUUGGAUGAAAUGAUCUCGAAUGAGGAAAUGGAUUCUAAGAUCCAAGAGCUUCAAAGCAAAAUGUUUUUACUUCAGAAAGAAAAUGAAAACCUGAAAGAAUUCCAAGAAAAAAGUAAAGAAGAGAUUCUAACUGAAAGAGCGAAAGUGGAGGGGCUGGAGAAAAAUCUUACAGCUAGUGAAGCAGCAAUGGAAAAACUAAACGAUAACAACGUCGAGUUAGAACUGCGAAUGCUGUCAGUGCAAGACCAAAUUAAUCAACUUCAGGAGGAGAAAUUAAAAAUGAAAGAUUAUAUUCCCCAAGUGGAAGCAAAAGUUGUGGAUCUUGACAAGAAGUUGUCUGAAGAAGAAUUUAUCAGUAAACGUUUGGCGGUUGAAGUUCGAUCACUUGAGGCACAGUUAGCAUACGCUGACAGACAAUUACGACACAAAAUAGAGACUGAAGACAAUCAGAAGGUACCCCGGAGAAACUAUGUAAACCCCAGCAGCCAGAAUGUUCGCAAAAUGUCUUUAGUUGCCGAAGAAACUUCUUCAGUGACUGAAAAAUCCAUUAGUAUUACGGAAGACUCCUCUGUUGCGGAUGAUUCCAAAAUCUCAGAACUUUCCAUCAUGUCAGAAAACAAAGAUGUCUCUGUUGGCAAUAGCCAGGAACACGUAAAUAACACAAGCAUGUUGUGUAAAAGCAAAAAUGAGGAACGCGUGGAUAAUAUAAACAUGCUGUGUCAACAGGAAGAAAUUCUUAAAAAACUGCGACGUCGCAGUGCUGUAUAUUCACAAAAGAAUUCACGGAAAUCUGAGACAAACGACAAGAGACGUUCUACAAUCGGCACAGAAUCAUUCGUUGUGGGACAGUUCUCCAAUACAGUUGCAGAUGAACCUGACGAGCAUGAUUAUGAAUGGGAUCGUAUUUUAGAAUUAAAGGAACGCAAUUCUAUUUGCGCACGACACCUGCGUUCAUCUUAUCCCGUCGAAACACAAGUACACUUGAAGGAAGAAGUCGAAGAAGAAGAUCUGAAGUCAGGACGAUAUGCCACAACUCAAUUUCGGAAACGCCUACGAGAUAACGUGAGUGAUAGUAGUAUAUUCACUACUUUUGAUACCACUCGUUGUCUACCGAGAUCUAAGUCUGAAAAUGCGUUUGGAAAACUCAAUUCACGCGAGUCAAACGAUGAGAAUGAACAUUUACUCAGCUCGUCAUCUUUCCCUGAUCAGGAAAACCUUGAAAACAUCGAGCAAUAUAAUCGACGAGAAAGUAUUGCAUUCAAAGUGGACAUCACUCCGGCAAAGAAACCACGGAUGUCUUUACGACCUCGCAUGCCGCGUGCUUUUGGAACUGAGAAAAAGGAAACAGUGAGAAAUAAGAGCAAGAUGAAGCCUGCACAACAGACUUCAAAGAAAUUUACUUUACAACGAAAACCGAGCUCUGUGAAAGAGGGGGGCAAGAAACCACAAAGGACCAGACGCACUAACCUCGCAGUUUAGUGUUGUAUAAUUAUUUUGUUUGGCUGUGUAAAUAUUUAAACUUUGUUUUUGCAUUAUACUUCUUGUGUCAGAUAUUUAAUAAUCUACUGUAUUAGUUUAGACUUGUGGGCUUUACAGUUUCAUUAUCACGUUUUAAAGUCGUAGUUGGGAGACUUUCCGUGUUUCCAUACAGUUACAGAAACACGCUUCUUGGCCCAAUCCACGUUCGCGUACUGUAAAUGUUAUAUUAUUAGUAGAUCGGACAUUUUUAUCGAAAAUUUCAGUUGCAUAAUUAUUUUAAGAAAUGUAAGUAUACUUCACUCAAAAGACUCUUGUUAAUGUUAUUAUGCUUUUUUCGUUGUGGUAUGUUGGCUUGCCAUCCGAAUGGCUUCCGAUAACAGAUAUCCAGGCUACUUUGAACACUAUAAUGUAAUGUUCGUGGUUUUGUAUGAAUAUCAAGCACUUUUAAGUAUAACAAUAGAUAUCAAACAACUUGUACAAACAGCAUAGUACGUAUCCAAUUACUUCCCGGUUCCCUAG